AUGGUAUUUUAUCUAGUGAUAUAUAUAAGAAGAAUAUAAAUAUAAUUAAUUUUCCAUAAUGUUAAUUGCAAUUUAUAUUUGAUUAUUUUCAUUGUUGUUGUCAAUCAAAAUAUUAGAAUUGCUGUUUAAUUGCCUGUCAAAGAGUUUAAAAUAACUAUUACAUUUAUUUAGACAAAAGGGUUUUUAAUAUAUUUCUUUUAUUUUAAUUAAAGUUAACUAACUAAGCCUAUGUUCAUAAUUUUACACAAAAAACGAUUCUCCAGAGAAUACUUUGGGGGAAGGUUUUGAUUUGGCUUAAAAUAAUAGUCUAAUCAAAUAUUUGCGCUACCAUAAUGCUUUUGUGAAAUCUAGAAAAGUUGUGGAUCAAUAGCAAAUGCUAGAAAACUUUCAUAGAAUAUAUUAAAUAAUUGGGGACAAGACAUCCUAUUAUUUAUUCUACCAAUCAAAAGGAUGAGAACAUUAAAAUAAAAUUUUACCAGGAAAUCUUAAUUUAUAGUUUUAGUGUAUGUAAAUAUGAGAGUAAUAAAAAAAUAAUAAGUUUGCGCUCUUGAUCGAUUGUACGAUAACAAUUUUAAUAAUAAAUACACUUUAUACAUUCUUCUUGUAAGAUAAUGCCUUGACCUUUAACUGCUACUUAACUCAAUUUCAUAUUCC
Paramecium octaurelia is the source of this 654-nucleotide messenger RNA. Lineage: Eukaryota; Ciliophora; Oligohymenophorea; Peniculida; Parameciidae. The record is from the annotation of a GenBank genome assembly.